Messenger RNA from Strigops habroptila (Kakapo), 1428 nucleotides. Its product is annotated as keratin, type II cytoskeletal 80-like. Gene Ontology annotation, molecular function: structural constituent of skin epidermis. The record is from RefSeq and is a predicted model, not a curated record. Gene Ontology annotation, cellular component: keratin filament. Lineage: Eukaryota; Metazoa; Chordata; Aves; Psittaciformes; Psittacidae. Gene Ontology annotation, biological process: keratinization; intermediate filament organization.
CCCUGCACAGCCUUCAGCAGUGGCUCCCUCUCCUCUUGGGAGCUGUCAGGGAAAGCAGGAAGCACGUCCCCGGAUCGCCUGGGCCGCUGCAGCCCCAACGGCUUCGCCAGCAACAGCUACAGGGAUGGUGGAUACAGAUGCUCCUCUUAUUCCUCCUUCUCCGUCGAUGGGAGACUUCUGGCCCCUGUGCACCUCGAUAUCGACACAGACUUCCAAGCCAUGCGACAGCAGGAGAAAGAGGACAUCAAGUUGCUCAACAACCAGUUUGUGACCCUCAUUGAGAAGGUCCAGUGCUUGGAGCAACAGAACAAGGUCCUGACGACAAGGUGGAACUUCCUGAAGGAUCAAGACAAUUCCCACUCCGAGUCGGACAUCAAAGCCAUCUACGAUCAGUACAUGAGCAAGAUGAAGCAAGAGAUGAAGGCGCUCAACUAUGAGCAGGAAAACCUGGAGUCGGAGCUGACAAAGGUCCUGAGCACCAUGGAUAACUUCCGGAGCAAAUACGAGGAUGAAAUCCGCCUCUGCAGUGGCAUGGAAUACACCUUCAUGGAGCUCAAAAGGUCAGAUUUAGAUGUGAGCACCUUGCACAGAACGGAGCUGGAGGUUAAACUCAAUGGGCUCCAAGAGCUAGAUUUGAAGAAGACCAUCUACGAGCAGGAACUGGAGGAGCUGCUGACGGAAAUUAAGGACAUCUCUGUUGUCCUGGGAAUUGACAACGCCUGCAAGCUUGACCUGAGCAGGAUUGUGGAAGAAGUGAGGGCCCAGUAUGAGGCUCUGGCUCUUCGGAGCUGGGAGGAGGCUGAAGCACUUACCAGGAGAAAGCUGAAUGAAGGCAGCAGCCAGUCAGGCAUCUACGGGGGUCGCCUCCUGGACAGCCGUCGGGAGAUCGCAGACCUGAACAUACAGAUCCAGAAGCUGAGGUCCUGCAUCGUGUCCCAAAAGAGCCAGUGCCUUUACUUAGAGGAGCAUAUCAAAGAAGCAGGAGAGCAUGGUGAGAUGGCCCUCAAGGAUGCCAAAGCCAAACUGGUCAAGCUAGAAGAAGCCCUACAGAAGAGCAAGGAGGACAUGGCUCAUCUGGUGAAAGAGUAUCAGGAGCUGAUGAACAUCAAGCUAGCUCUGGAUGUGGAGAUCCUAACAUACAGGAAGCUGAUGGAAGGGGAGGAGAGCAGCAUGGAGCAGCCAAUACCCACAAUCAUCAGCAGCGUCCACUCCAGACCAAAGCACCUUUCUGCCAGCACCCUGAGAAACUGCAAGCUCUUUGCAAGAAAAACAGGCAGCACCAAUGGAGAGACGAAGCCAAACGGAGGCAGCACAAAGGCACUGCCCUCCAGAAGCCACAGUGACAACCCGGUGACACCAGAAGCAGAUGCCUUCUCCAGCGGUGCCCAGCCAAAGCUCAGCUCCCCGCCCACCGAGGAGUGCUCCUAG